Messenger RNA from Bufo gargarizans (Asiatic toad), 1934 nucleotides. Its product is annotated as gastrula zinc finger protein XlCGF26.1-like. Bases 156 to 1916 code for a protein of 586 amino acids. Gene Ontology annotation, biological process: regulation of cytokine production; regulation of immune system process; negative regulation of transcription by RNA polymerase II. Lineage: Eukaryota; Metazoa; Chordata; Amphibia; Anura; Bufonidae. The record is from RefSeq and is a predicted model, not a curated record. The transcript has 3 exons.
GUUCCUGUAAGGUGUCAGGAUGUGGCGGUCUAUUUCUCCAUGGAGGAGUGGGAGUAUGUAGAAGGACACAAUGAUCUGUACAAGGAGGCCAUGAUGGAGGCUCCCCGGCCUCUGACAUCACCAGAUGGAUCCAGGAAGAGAAAUCCCCCCAAAAGAUGUCCCCAUCCUCUGUAUUCCCAGGACUGUCCAGAGGAGAAGCUCCCAGAGAACCAUCAGAAAAUCUCAAGAAUUCUGAGGAAAAUGUCAUAUUAACAGUAGACUAUAAAGAAAAAGAUGAAGAUAUCGGGCAGCGCUCUUCAGAAGAAAACCUAAUUACCUGUAAUGUACAUCAAGGACUUAACUGUACAGACCCGUCAUAUAAUCCUCCUAAUCAUGAGGAACCUGCUCCUGACCAAUCACAGAUUGUUACCACAAUUAUUGGGCAGGAAGGGGGUAAAAGGUUUAAUUGUGGGGAAUGUGGAAAACAGUUAAAAAACAGAACCACUCUUUAUGCCCACAGAAAAAUUCACAUUGGAGAGAAAGCAUUUUCAUGUCCAGAAUGUGGAAAAUGUUUUACAAAAAAAGGAAAUCUUGUUAGACAUGAGAGAAUUCACUCAAGAGAGAAGCUAUUUGCAUGCUCAGUGUGUUCAAAAUGCUUUUCAAAUAAACCCGCUCUUGUUAUACAUGAGAGAAGUCAUACUGGAGAGAAACCAUUUUCAUGUUCAAUAUGUGGGAGCCGCUUUAUAUGUAAAUCAAGUCUUACUAAACAUGUGAGAACUCACACAAGAGAGAAGCCAUUUGCAUGCUCAGUGUGUUCAAAAUGUUUUUCAAAUAAACCCGGUCUGGUUAUACAUGAGAGAAGUCACACAGGAGAGAAGCCAUUUUCAUGUUCAGAAUGCGGGAAAGGUUUUACAAAUAAAUCAGAUCUUAUUAAACAUCAGAGAUAUCACACAGGAGAGAAGCCGUAUCCAUGUUCAGAAUGCGGGAAAAGCUUUGUUACAAAAACCAAACUUAAAGAUCAUCAGAGACUUCACACAGGGGAGAAGCCAUAUUCAUGUUCGGUAUGUGGGAAAUAUUAUGGAACAAAAGCCAUACUUAAAAUACAUCAGAGAAUUCACACUGGAGAGAAACCAUUUUUAUGUUCAAUAUGUGGGAGGCGAUUUAUAUGUAAAUCAAGUCUUACUAAACAUGUGAGAAAUCACACAAGAGAGAAGCAAUUUGCAUGCUCAGUGUGUUCAAAAUGUUUUUCAAAUAAACCCUGUCUGGUUAUACAUGAGAGAAGUCACACAGGAGAGAAGCCAUUUUCAUGUUCAGAAUGCGGGAAAUGUUUUAAAAGGAAAUCAGAACUUGUUGCCCAUCAGAGAAAACACACAGGAGAGAAGCCGUAUUCAUCUUCAGAAUGUGGGAAAUAUUAUGGAACGAAAGCCAUACUUAAAGAACACCAGAGAAUUCACGUUGGAGAGAAACCAUUUUCAUGUUCAAUAUGUGGGAGCCGCUUUAUAUGUAAAUCAAGUCUUACUAAACAUGUGAGAAAUCACACAAGAGAGAAGCAAUUUGCAUGCUCAGUGUGUUCAAAAUGUUUUUCAAAUAAACACGGUCUCGUUAUACAUGAGAGAAGUCACACAGGAGAGAAGCCAUUUUCAUGUUCAGAAUGCGGGAAAGGUUUUACAAAUAAAUCAGAUCUUGUUAAACAUCUGAGAUAUCACACAGGAGAGAAGCCGUAUCCAUGUUCAGAAUGUGGGAAAAGCUUUGUUACAAAAACCAAACUUAAAGAUCAUCAGAGACUUCACACAGGGGAGAAGCCAUAUUCAUGUUCAGUAUGUGGGAAAUGUUUUGCAAAGAAAUCAUAUCUUAGUAGACAUGAGGAAAUUCACAUAGAUAGAUCAAAUGUAAUUAUAUAUCAAGAAGGUCAAACUGUGCUACUGCAAGUGCUAUAAAGAUAUAUUGAGUUUUAU